This is a messenger RNA of Helianthus annuus (common sunflower), 1119 nucleotides long. Its product is annotated as NADP-dependent D-sorbitol-6-phosphate dehydrogenase. The coding region runs from base 61 to 990 and encodes 309 amino acids. Gene Ontology annotation, molecular function: aldose-6-phosphate reductase (NADPH) activity. The record is from RefSeq and is a predicted model, not a curated record. Lineage: Eukaryota; Viridiplantae; Streptophyta; Magnoliopsida; Asterales; Asteraceae. The transcript is spliced from 6 exons.
UCAAAGCUCAAAGACUCGCUGUCUCUAUAAUAGCAUCAUCAAUCACAUAGAAGAGAAGAAAUGGCGAUUACCCUUAACAGCGGAUUCAAAAUGCCGAUAAUCGGAUUGGGCGUCUGGCGCAUGGAGGGUAAAGAUAUCAAAGAUCUCCUCAUCAACGCCAUCAAAAUCGGCUAUCGUCACUUCGAUUGUGCUGCUGACUACCAAAACGAAGGGGAGGUUGGGGAGGCACUAGCUGAGGCAUUUAAGACAGGAUUGGUGAAGAGGGAGGAUCUUUUCAUUACUACAAAGUUGUGGAACUCAGAUCAUGGACAUGUUGUGGAGGCUUGCAAAGCCAGCUUGAAAAAGCUUCAACUAGACUAUCUGGAUCUCUUUCUUGUUCACUUUCCCAUUGCAACAAAGCACACUGGAGUUGGUACAACUGCAAGUGCAUUGGAUGAAGAGGGCGUUUUGGAUAUUGACACCACAAUUUCGUUGGAGACUACGUGGCAUGCCAUGGAACAAACCGUUUCCAUGGGAUUGGUUCGUAGCAUUGGGAUCAGCAACUAUGACAUUUUCUUGACCAGAGACUGCUUAGCUUACUCUAAAAUAAAGCCAGCUGUAAACCAGAUCGAAACGCAUCCUUAUUUCCAGCGCGACUCUCUUGUUAACUUCUGUCAGAAGCACGGAAUUGCAGUUACAGCCCACACUCCCCUUGGUGGCUCAUUGGCUAAUACAGAGUGGUUCGGUUCCGUGUCUUGCUUAGAUGACCAAGAUCUCAAGGGCUUGGCUGAGAAGUACAAGAAAACCGUUGCGCAAGUGGUUCUGCGAUGGGGCAUACAACGAAACACCAUAAUCAUCCCUAAAUCAUCGAAGCAAGAACGACUUGAAGAGAAUUACAAAGUGUUUGACUUUGAGUUGACCGAUGAGGAUAUGGAGUUCAUCAAGAGCAAGGAUCGGAAAUACAGAACCAAUAACCCUGCUAAGUUUUGGGGGCUCGAUCUUUAUGCUUAAACCGUUAGUCCAAACUCAACCAAACUGGAUUGGAACUUUUGUGAUCGCUUUUCUUCUCACCUCACCGUCUAAGAUUUGAUAAUACCUAGACCCUAUUUUACAUAUCUUGCAGUUUCUUACAUAGCUACA